AUGCCGAGGCUGAAGGAAUCGCGCUCCCACGAGUCUUUGCUUAGUCCCAGCAGUGCGGUUGAAGCUCUUGAUCUCAGCAUGGAGGAAGAAGUGGUGAUCAAACCUGUCCACAGCAGCAUCCUGGGCCAGGACUACUGCUUCGAGGUCACAGCGUCGUCUGGCAGUAAAUGCUUCUCGUGCCGCUCAUCAGCUGAGCGGGAUAAAUGGAUGGAGAACCUGCGUCGUGCCGUACACCCAAAUAAGGAUAACAGUCGUCGGACGGAGAACAUGCUGAAGCUGUGGAUUGUUGAGGCCAAGGACCUGCCGGCCAAGAAGAAGUACCUGUGCGAGCUGUUCCUGGACGAUGUGCUCUACGCACGGACCACCUGCAAACUGAAGACGGACAACGUCUUCUGGGGCGAGCACUUUGAGUUCAACAACCUGCCGCCCCUGAGGAGCAUCAUGGUGCACUUAUACAAGGAGACGGACAAGAAGAAGAAGAAGGACAAGAACAACUACGUGGGCCUGGUCAGCAUCCCCGUAACCGCGGUGACAGGGCGGCAGUUUGUGGAAAAGUGGUAUCCGGUGGUGUCCACAAACACCAGCAAAGGGAAGUCCGCCGGCCCCAUGAUUCGCAUGAAGAGCCGCUACCAGAGCAUCAGCAUCCUGCCCAUGGAGCUGUACAAGGAGUUCGCCGAGUACAUCACCAACAACUACAUGGUGCUGUGCUCCAGCCUGGAGGCCGUCCUCAGCGUCAAGAACAAGGAGGAGAUGGCGUCCGCGCUGGUCCAUAUCCUGCAGAGCACCGGAAAGGCCAAGGAUUUCCUCACGGAUCUGAUGAUGUCAGAGGUGGAUCGCUGUGGAGACAAUGAACAUCUGAUAUUUCGGGAGAACACUUUGGCCACCAAGGCGAUUGAGGAAUACCUGAAGCUGGUGGGACAGAAGUAUCUGCAGGAUGCGCUGGGAGAGUUCAUCAAGGCCCUAUACGAGUCAGACGAGAACUGUGAGGUCGACCCCAACAAGUGUUCAGCCUCCGACCUCCCCGAGCACCAGGGGAACCUCAAAAUGUGCUGCGAGCUGGCCUUCUGCAAGAUCAUCAACUCCUACUGCGUUUUCCCCCGAGAGCUGAAGGAGGUGUUUGCGUCCUGGAGGCAGGAGUGUAACAACCGGGGGCGGCCGGACAUCAGCGAGCGGCUCAUUAGUGCGUCUCUCUUCCUGCGCUUCCUCUGUCCCGCCAUCAUGUCUCCCUCCUUAUUCAACCUUCUCCAGGAAUAUCCUGAUGACCGCACAGCUCGCACUUUAACCCUGAUUGCCAAAGUCACGCAGAACCUCGCCAACUUUGCAAAGUUCGGCAGUAAGGAGGAGUACAUGUCCUUCAUGAAUCAGUUCUUGGAGCACGAAUGGACCAACAUGCAGCGUUUCCUCCUGGAGAUCUCGAAUCCAGAAACCAUCUCCAACACGGCAGGAUUUGAGGGCUACAUCGACCUGGGUCGGGAGUUGUCCAUGCUGCAUUCCCUGUUGUGGGAGGUGAUCUCCAUGGAUCAGGCCACAGUCGCUAAGCUGGGACCCCUGCCUCGUAUUCUGCGGGAUGUGAACGCCGCACUCAACAAUCCGUCCAACGCACAGGGAUCUGUCACCAGCGAUCACUCCGCCACCUCGCCGAACACAAGCAACAACGUCUCCAUCGGCCUCCAAAAGAUGGUAAUCGACAAUGACUUAUCUGGUCUGAUAGAUUUCACCAGGUUACCAUCUCCAACUCCUGAAAACAAGGACUUAUUUUUUGUCACAAGGUCUGCUGGGGUUCAGCCUUCGCCGGCACGAAGCUCCAGUUACUCGGAGGCCAACGAGCCGGACAUGCAGAUAACUAAUGGCAGCAAGAGCUUGUCCAUGGUUGACCUGCAGGACAAUCGGGUUUUGGAUAUUGGCACCAGUCCCCCCACCAUUGGGGACUCUUUAAAUGACAGCCAGACAUCGUUCAGCCAGCUCCAGGCAAUAUGGACAGCCCGGACGCCGCAGGGUAACAUGAUGACCAUGACCACGGCCAGGAGAACGGGGCAGACGCCGACCACUCCCAAUGCAGACGCCACAUUGGGGAGACCCCAGCUCCUGGCGCCUUUGUCAUUCCAGAACCCCGUGUACCAGAUGGCAGCAGGUUUGCCGGUGUCACCGAGGGGGUUGGCAGACUCUGGGUCAGAAUGUCACAGCUCGCUGAGCUCUCACAGUAACAGCGAGGACUUAGCCGCCACCAAACACGGCUUCAUGAACAUGGGCGCCAGCGAGGACUUUAGCCGGCGCUCAGGGGACGGCUCCAGGCGGCAGCUCUCCAUGACAGAAAAGACUGGCCAGCCUACCAUGCCGCGGCAAAACAGCUCGGGUCCCCAGAGGAGGAUAGACCAACCCCCACCUCCUCCCCCACCACCAAUGAUGAGGGGCAGGACACCCCCAACGUUACUCAACACAGCACCCUACCCCAGACCGUCCAGCGGCAGCAUGAUGUCCUCCUCCCCAGACUGGCCCGGCAGUGGAGCCCGCAUGAGGCAGCAGUCAUCGUCCUCCAAAGGAGACAGCCCCGAGAUGAAGCACAGGACGGUACACAAACAGGCCCCCUCGCCCGUGAACCCCAAUGCCCUGGACCGCACAGCUGCUUGGCUGCUGACUAUGAAUCUGCAGCUUUUAGAAGAUGAAGGCCCCGAGCUCAGGGAUAGGAGCAGGAGUAAGGAAGACAUGAGCCAAGCAGAAAAGUAUCAGCAGGAGAUCCUGGUGCUGCAGGACAAGCUGCGACUCUCCAACAAGAAGCUGGAGGAGUACGAGAGCCGCUGCAAGAGCCAGGACGAGCAGACGCAGAAGAUCCUGCUGGAGUACCAGGCGCGGCUGGAGGAGAGCGAGGAGCGGCUGCGCAGGCAGCAGGAGGACAAGGAGAUGCAGAUGAAGGGCAUCAUAAGCAGGCUGAUGUCCGUGGAGGAGGAGCUGAAGAAGGAUCACGCCGAGAUGCAGGCGGCGGUCGACUCCAAGCAGAAGAUCAUCGACGCCCAGGAGAAGCGCAUCGCCUCGCUGGACGCGGCCAACGCCCGGCUCAUGAGCGCCUUAACCCAGCUGAAAGAGAGUCUGCCUUAGAUUACUUUGUAAUUGGGAAAACAUGAAGAAUGUAAACCGGUGGAAAAAUCCAGCCCAGGAAGCAAUCACUGCGGACUCUGCCAGGGCACGGUCUACUAUAUACUGCAUUUGUGACGGAGCCCACCGAACAUAAUCACUGGUAUAACAUAUAGUAACUUGAAAUGCUCCAUGUUGUCGCAUAUACUUGGGGGUCAGACCAUGGUCCCCGAUACUACUGAACCAAUUCCUGGCAGCUGACGGCAAAGGAGACAAAUCAAGGAGAAAAUAGAAACUGUACAAACUUUGCUGUUUUCAGGGGGGAAACUCCAGACGACGGACGCCCCAGGGGAAUGUACAUCAUUGUAGCUUUAAAUCUGCGGGAUCUACUGUAUGAGGAUUUAUAAUGUCUAUUGUGUUUAUGCUGCGUGACUGAGGCGUUGUGUGGCCCCUGCCUCAAAAGCACCUCCACCAACUAGCCGUGUACAGAUACCCAAGAAGAGUCACCGAUUUCUACACCUUUUUUUUUUUUUUUAAUAGUAAAAUGAAUGUUCUGUCGUCCCUUCCUUGAACUUGUCGGGGGAACCGCUGUCAAUUACACAGGUUAUUGGUCGUAGGAUCUGGCAGCACAGAAAUAAUUCUCAGGUUCCUGACCUGCAGUCAGAAUAUCAUUCCACUCGCAUCAAGCAUGUGAGACACCUAGCGCUGCUCCACCUGCCAAACCUGGAGCCAGAUGCUGGUUCACCACUUACAUGAAAGUCUGGCAAGGAGCAGUCACUGCAUUGCUGAGCAGGAAGCUGCAGUACCAUGUCAUUUGUAAUCUACUCAUGGGUCAUAUAUCCUGCUGUGUAUAUUACAUGUAUGCUAUGCAUAUAGAACUAUUGUGAUGCAGAAGUUGUUCAGAGCCCUGGAAGAGGCUUCUCUGACAA
Bufo bufo (common toad) is the source of this 3998-nucleotide messenger RNA. RefSeq names its product DAB2 interacting protein (gene DAB2IP). The transcript has 14 exons. Gene Ontology annotation, biological process: regulation of GTPase activity. The record is from RefSeq and is a predicted model, not a curated record. NCBI's taxonomy places the organism in Eukaryota, Metazoa, Chordata, Amphibia, Anura, Bufonidae. Bases 1 to 3093 code for a protein of 1030 amino acids.